AUGGAGCGCUCACAGCUCGCGUCCUCCAACUUGAUGGCACACUCCAUCGCUUGCCCAGCCUCGCUCACCCAACCCGCACGCACAGAGACGCACAACCGCCUCAUCGCCGCCAUCCUCACGCACUACCGCACGCUCAUGAUGCUCGCGACCGUGCAGGCCGAGGACGACCAGGAGAGCGCCGCCGCCGCCACUCCGGAAGCCAUUGCCGUGGCGGGCAUUGCUAUGAAGAUGGAAUUUGACGGCCUCUACUCGUCGGUCAAGGAACUCCUCACGCUCUCGCGCAAGAUCAAGGAGCUCUGGGUGUUUGGCGCCCUCGGCCAGCAGGACCCCUCGCGCGCGGCGCGCGGCGUCCAGAGCGAGCGCGACGUCGCCGCCGCCGCCGACCUGCUCAACCGCAUCGAGGCGACCCGCAUGACGCGCCUGGCGGCCAGCCAUGGCGGCGAGUGGAAGCCCUUGCGCAAAGAGGAUAUACAGGCCCUGCAGGCGCUGGCGGGCAAGCAAUGA
This is a messenger RNA of Cordyceps militaris CM01, 504 nucleotides long. RefSeq lists its product as uncharacterized. The record is from RefSeq and is a predicted model, not a curated record. The coding region runs from base 1 to 504 and encodes 167 amino acids. NCBI's taxonomy places the organism in Eukaryota, Fungi, Ascomycota, Sordariomycetes, Hypocreales, Cordycipitaceae. Gene Ontology annotation, biological process: regulation of transcription by RNA polymerase II. Gene Ontology annotation, molecular function: transcription coregulator activity. Gene Ontology annotation, cellular component: mediator complex. The transcript is spliced from 3 exons.